AUGGGCGCAAGGUUCAUCGUCAAUGCUUUGUGCUUGUACCUCCUUGGCUUGUGCUUCACCGCUAUUGUCCAAGCAGAUCUCCAGGUGCAGGUCUUGAGCACUUUCAUCUACACCAGAUAUGGCGAUAGAACGCCAUUUGUGCUCCCCGUCUCGCCCACUUUGACACCCCUUGGUGCCCAGCAACUUUUCGAGGCGGGCGACAAAGUUCGCCAGAGAUAUUUGGUGCCAGUCGAUGGCGACGCCGAGCCAACGACAAUUGCUGGUAUUGCCUCGUACCAGCUCGAAUACGACCAAUUGACCAUUGUGUCGACCGACGAUCAAUAUGUGUUUGCUUCAGCUCAAGCGUUCCUACAAGGGUUGUAUCCGCCGUUGCAGACGUCGUCCAACUAUACGUACAUUGCUGGUCAAAGUACUAUUCAAAAUGGAUCGAACCUGGUGGCCCCACUGAACGGCUAUCAGUAUCCAAACAUCAAUACUGUCUCCAGCAAUGAUCUCAAUUCAAUCUGGGUUGGUGGGAUGAGCAACUGCCCAGCAUACGUGGCGUCAACAAACGACUAUUACGGAACUCCAGAUUUCGAGAGCAUUGAGAACAGUACCGCGCAAUUCUAUGCAAGCCUGCAGCCGGACUUCUUGAAUGGAGUCUUCUCAGACGCAUCUGUCGGCUAUUAUGAUGCAUAUUACAUCUAUGACUACCUCAACUAUGCCUCGAUCCAUAACACAAGUGCAGCGCAGCUCCUGUCUGCCGAGGAUUUGACCAGAGCGAAGAUCCUGUCUGAUGAUUGGGUAUUUGCCUUGAAUGCCGACAUUGAGGUUUCGGGCUCUACUCCUGGUGACCACAUCCGAGCAAUAGCCGGCCGUACGCUCGCCACGCGCAUCCUUCAAGCCUUCUACACGACUAUCAAUACUCAAGGGGCUUCGAACAAGAUGACUCUAUUCUUCGGGAGCUUCGAGCCAAUGGUUGCAUUCGCAGCUCUGGCUGGGUUGGUCUCGCCUCAGAAUGCAGCUUUCUACAAUGUCCCAGAGCCAGGUGCCAGUUUUAUUUUCGAGCUCUACACCCUGCAGCCGGAAGGCGUCGACACCUAUCCAGACACAUCAGACAUCUUCGUCAGAUUCUUCUACCAGAAUGGGACAGGAUCCUAUUCGACUCUGAUUGAAUAUCCUCUGUUUGGGCUGAGCCCCAGCCAGACCAGCAUCACUCUAGUCGAUUUUAUUGCAGGGCUGGAGGACUUCAUGAUUUUCAAUGUGGAGGAUUGGUGCACGACCUGCAACAGCUUCAGUGUCUUCUGCCCAGCCUUCACAGGGACCGAUGGGAAUCUCAACCCAACCACUGGAUUCUCUCCAAGCCGGCAUGGCUUGUCUCCGGUCGUGGCCGGUGUCAUUGGGGCGGUUGUCACACUCGCUGUAGCCGCUCUUUUGUUUGGUCUAGUGAUGUUGCUUGGAGGUGUGAGAUUACAUCGCGUCCACUCCAAACGCCGGUCCGAACUGGGAGGAUUCAAGGGUGGGAAGAAACUUGCGAGUGACCAGGAUCUCACCCUUUCAAAGGGCGGUGCAGGUGCUGUUGUUGUGGCUAGCGAAGAUCCAGCCUAUCCGGCGCCUGUGAGAGGCCAUGAACGUGUUGGAAGCUGGGAACUCAAGGAUCAAGCAAAGGCCGAGGAGGCACACGGGCGUGUCCUCAGCCCAGUUGAUGUUCAACCACGACGACCAAGUUAUGAAGAAGAUGACAUGCCUAUCAAUCCCUUCACGCCUCCGGUCGCACCACACAACCAUGUAUGA
Fonsecaea erecta is the source of this 1773-nucleotide messenger RNA. RefSeq lists its product as hypothetical. Lineage: Eukaryota; Fungi; Ascomycota; Eurotiomycetes; Chaetothyriales; Herpotrichiellaceae. The record is from RefSeq and is a predicted model, not a curated record. Gene Ontology annotation, biological process: dephosphorylation. Gene Ontology annotation, molecular function: phosphatase activity. Bases 1 to 1773 code for a protein of 590 amino acids. The transcript is spliced from 2 exons.